Poecilia reticulata (guppy) is the source of this 2290-nucleotide messenger RNA. The record is from RefSeq and is a predicted model, not a curated record. Lineage: Eukaryota; Metazoa; Chordata; Actinopteri; Cyprinodontiformes; Poeciliidae.
CUUUAUGAGUCCCAUAGAUGGCCGCGGGUUACUUGUUUUUCCUGCGACUUACUGCUCACCCAUGAGUAAACCUAUUCCCAGAUAACGCCAGUCCGCAGAUGCUCGCUCUACUUUGGAAUUAGCAUGUUUGUCCGUGAGCCCUUUGCAUAAGUGCAAACAUGAUUCGCUGUUCAACUAAAGACACCUGGUGCACCACGUCUUUAAUCACUCAGAGGUGGUUGUUGCUCAUCACCGGUGGGUCAGAAGAUGAAUAGUUCCCGUUCAGAGGUCUGUUGUGCCUUUGAGUCACCCAUCCUGGACCGGGUUCUGCCUCCAGUUCUGAUUCUGGAGUUCAUGUUUGGAUUAAUGGGGAAUUUCUUGGCUCUGGGGAUGUUCAUCUUCUACAUGGACACGUGGAAGCCCAACUCCGUGUACCUCACUCAUCUAGCGGUUGCGGACUCCAUCGUACUAUUCUGCCUUCCCUUUAGAGCGGACUACUACCGGCGUGGGAAGAACUGGAUCUACGGUGACAUCCCGUGCCGCAUCCUGCUCUUCCUGCUGGCCGCCAACCGUGCGGCGGGGAUCUUCUUCCUCACGGCCGUGGCCGUUGACCGAUACUUUAAGAUCGUCCACCCGCGAAACCCAAUAAACCGCCUGGGCUUGGGCUACGCUUUGUGGGUUUCCCUCGGCCUGUGGGGGUUGAUUUUUCUGGCAACCGGGUAUCUUUUGGCCAACGAGCACUUUUUCUACAACAGCAACCGCACACAGUGUGAGAGUUUCAACAUCUGCAUGGGCUUCACGCCUCUCUCCACCUGGCACAAUGCCUUCUACGUCAUCCAGUUUUUCCUGCCGACCGCCAUCGUGGCGUUCUGCACCAUCAGAAUCACCUGGCAGCUGAGAAACAGGACUUUGGACAAACUGGGGAAGAUCAAGCGCGCCGUUCAGUUCGUCGCGGCCGUGGCUCUCAUCUUCAUCACAUGCUUCUUCCCCAGCACCAUAUCUCGCAUCGCCGUGUGGGUCCUAAAGGUGUGGUAUGACGAAUGCGGACACUUCGAAAAGGCCAACCUGGCGUUCUACACGUCCGUGUGUUUCACCUACUUCAACAGCGUCCUCAACCCCGUCGUGUACUACUUCUCCAGUCCGGCGUUCAGCGGCUCCUUCAGAAAGGUGCUAAACAAACUGCUGGGAAGAAGCGACGACAAGGAGCCGACGCAGUCGUCCGACAACAUUUCCACCGUUUAUGGUGACGGCAUCUAAAAUCACUUGAUGGGUGAAAACGUGUUUUACAAGUUUAUAGCUGUAAUAAACUAGAAAAGAUUAACAAAGUAGCGCACUUCAUAUCCGACUUGUGGUCUUAAGCGGACCCCGCGCGAGCUUUCUUGCCUACGCGCGGUCCUGACCCCUCGUGCGGUUUUGAGCUUUUUUUCUUCUUGUGGUUUCAGGAACUAAUAGGACAGCCGUGGAGCUGGGACUGCGGAAGUUUAAGUAAUCGAUAAGCAGCGUUAAUAUCAAAUGGAAAUAUGAAGCAGUUCAUAGAGCGUUUUACAAUAAGAUCCGAAGUAACUGCUGGUUCCGUUUGGUGAAAGUAAUUGACUCCAUUCAGCAUGAGUGGAGCUCAAGUGAGACGUGCUCGAUAAAUUACAACUGACCUCAUUAGAAGUGUAACUUUUCUUUUGCGUGAAUCAUGGAUAAAUUAAGAAUCAAUUAUCUCCAACCUCCGUAAUUUAAAACUCAGUCACUAUAGCUGAAAAAUGAGAGCUUCAUGUUGACAAUUCUUUCUGCCUUGCUUUUAGGUUAAGUGCUUUAUUAGUGUGUAUGUGUGUGUAUAUCAAUAUGGCUCAUUGCCCUGUGAUACAUCCCUUUUGAAAGUGGUAUGAGGGAGUAAACUGACAUUUGUGCUAAAAAUGAUUGUUUUUCUUUCAUCUUGUAAGUUUUAUAAGAAAACAUUGAGAUUCAUUAUGGCUGCUGGGUUAGGGUUAAUAAAGUAAUUGUUGACAAGUUGUUUUUUUUCACUUUCUCCCUCUUUUCAGUUCCAAAAAUAAACGGCACUCAUUUUUACACUGCUUUAAAUUUUACCAUUUAUUUCACUAAGCCUACAUUUCUUAAUUUUUAAAGAAAUGGAUCCAUAGUUUUAUAUUUUGAAGUGUGAAUUGUUCCCCUGCCUGCUGUACCCAAUCCUUAUUUUAAAUGUGAGAAGGAAAUAAAGGUUUCACUUUUCCAUCUUAAUUUUUAAUAGUGCUGAAAUACAGAAGCUCAGAGAAGUAGUGAAUCGUUGUAUUCAUUGUAAUUAAUAUUUUCUAUUAUUAUAGUU